This is a messenger RNA of Monodelphis domestica (gray short-tailed opossum), 2530 nucleotides long. RefSeq names its product G protein subunit gamma 10 (gene GNG10). Gene Ontology annotation, biological process: G protein-coupled receptor signaling pathway. Gene Ontology annotation, molecular function: G-protein beta-subunit binding. The record is from RefSeq and is a predicted model, not a curated record. NCBI's taxonomy places the organism in Eukaryota, Metazoa, Chordata, Mammalia, Didelphimorphia, Didelphidae. Gene Ontology annotation, cellular component: heterotrimeric G-protein complex.
CGGGCGGGGAACCCGCCCCUCGUUUGCGGGGGGAAGGAGGAAUGGUUGGCCAUUUUUCGAGGGAAGCGGGUUUUGCGGGAUGUGUGUGGCUUGAGAAAGGCGGAGAAAAGGCCUCCGAGAUUCUUUUCCUUUUUCUUCUUCCCCCCAGUCUCCGCUGAAUGGGUGUGGCUGCUAGGUAUCCCGGUACGAAAGGGAAUCCUCUCUCUUGAAUCUAUAGAGCCCCGGUGCCUAGCAGUGUAUUUGAUGAGGAUCCCCAGGAUGACCCCCGAGAAAUUCACCGAAACUCUCCCAGCCUCAGUCUCCACUUGGACCUUGCCCAUGUUGUCAAAUGAGAUAGUUAGGUAAAGCGCUUUGCAAAACUUAAAGCGCUCCAUAAAUGCUAGCUACUACUAGUGGUAGGGACUUGGCGUGUGCUGACUGAGUGGAAGCCUGUCUUCUUGCCCCUUGGAGAUGGAACCGAGAGGGCACUUAAGCCUAGGUGAAGGGGACAAAGAUGCCCACAGUCAGCCACCACUGUCGGUGCCAGGAAAUGGGCUAGACGCCCGGUCGUGGCCAACUUAGUACUGGAGGUGUGACUUGGGGAUCCCUUCCGUCUUCCCUUGAAACAAAGCCUGGCAGAGACUGGUGAGAGCUGGAGCCAGGAAACCGAGUCCCUGGAUGACCCCGCUACUCUGUGACUUCGUCGUGGGAGGAUCCCCCGUUACCGAAGUGCCACCUUGGCAGCUCCGGCGAUUUCCGUCUGAUCAUUGCCGAGCUUUCUCUCUCCUGCCCUCCAACUCCCCCAAUCCUCAGCCCCUCCCCCACCCCUUCCUCCCUUCGUACUUCUUUCUCCCUCCCUCGCCCCGUCUGGGUCUGGAGCCCCUCCCCCACUCGGGUGACCUUAGCGAACCCUCGGGCUGUCCCGGCAGCAGCACAAAAGUGGCGCUGUUCCCCGGAAGGGCUGCUCGGCUUAGAGUGAGCGGGAGGGGAAGGCCGGUCCGUGUCCGGCUCCACGUCUUCUGUGUGGGUCCGCAGCUGGCCUCUGUUUACCCGCCGCGGCGGCAUAAAUCGGGGAAGGCUGGGCUUGUUUGGGGCAGAACUAGCCCGGCUCUGCCCUGGUGUGGGUGCUGUUGGUCGAAGAGAGCCUCCUCCGCGGUACCAGGAUCGCUUCUUUCUGCCUUUCUGGAGCCUUCCUCCCUUCGGCUUGACCUUCGACCUCUCAGGCACCUGGGCCUUUCCAAGCUUGUUUCCCCUGAAGAAAACUGAGAGCGAAGCCUGUGCCUGCGCAGGGCGUGAAGCCUCCCCUUCCCCCUUGAAUCCUCAUUCUGUGCACUUCCAUACACUUUCCAGCUUCUCUGAAAAUGAGCCCAUUCCAUGCCGGCCCAUCCCCCGGGGGUCCUUGUAAGGAACGCCCUUUGCAGAUUAACAUACGCAAUUUGCAUUAUUGGUGAGGGAGUGCCCGAGGAACGUUAGGGUGCCUGGACCGAACCUGGAGUUCAAAUCCAGCCCCAGGCCACCCUGCGCAAGUCACUGGACCCCCCUUGCCUAGCCCUUAGGUUCUUGGAACUGGCACUUCAUAUUUGAGUCAGAGGCAGAAACGAAGGGCUUAAAAAACCAAAGCCAUUAUUUGGAGAAGGUCCGGAGCCUACUCUAGACUUGGGCCCCGGGAAGAUGAUCCGGGGGUCUGUUGUCAAACCCCUGAGUUUUGAACCUCUCUAGCGGGCUCUAGAUGGGUUUCAGACGCAUGCGCGCCGCGUGUCCCGGCCUCGCAGCAGAGGGUUCAGCAUGGGGCUACUUCAUGGAGGGAAACUUGUGGGCCCUCCCGCUCACAACCCCCGCGUUCCUAGAAUGCUUCCCUAGUAUGUUCUGUUGCUGCUCAGCCAUUUCUCACUCCUGGUGACCGCAUUCAACCUACCUGAGGACUUUGCCCUUUCCUGCUUGGACUCCCUUUCCAGAGUUCCAGCUCUCAGCGCUAAGUGCCCUGGCAGGAAGUGUCUGAGGUCACGUGUGCACCCAGGACCUUCCUUCUCUUGGCGGCUGCCUAUCCACCGAUUCUCCUGGGAAGGCCUAAUGCCCUCGGGGACCCUUGCAUUCGAGCCCAUUAGUCCUGGGAGAACAUCUUUAUGUACCACGUGUCCAAAACCCCAAACACCACCAAAACUCUCCACCCAAGGGAUACCCGCCCCGGUGAGGACUUUGUUCAGACUGGGCCAGUACCGGGCUUCUCCUGGAAAUCUAUUUUUAAAACCCUUACCUUCUGCCUUAGAAUGGAUGCCAAGGGGUCCAAGUAAGAGUUCCAAGGGAGAAGGGUGCUCAGGGCUGGGGGGGGGGGGGUGAAGUGACUUGCCCGGGGUCACGCAGCUAGGACGGGUCUGAGGCCACAUUUGAACCCAGACUUCCCAUCCGCAGCCCCCUCGCUUAAACGCUUUGUCAAGAUGGUGCUGGUCAACAUGAGAAUUGUGGAGCUCCGAGGAAGGACAUCCCCUUUUGUUUACUGCCGGCCCCAAAUUGUGCAGGUCCAACAUUCUGAAUAAAGGCUUCCGGCACUGAA